Messenger RNA from Xyrauchen texanus (razorback sucker), 2220 nucleotides. RefSeq names its product coiled-coil domain-containing protein 148-like. The transcript is spliced from 16 exons. The record is from RefSeq and is a predicted model, not a curated record. NCBI's taxonomy places the organism in Eukaryota, Metazoa, Chordata, Actinopteri, Cypriniformes, Catostomidae. Bases 115 to 1926 code for a protein of 603 amino acids.
GGGUACACAAGAACAGUUUUUGCAACAAAGCCAUUAUAAAGUAAGCAUUGGGGAGAGGGAUAUAAAGAGACCAGGCCAGAGACGAGAGGAAGAGACUGUGUGAAACUGUGACCUAUGAGUGGCAGAGAUUUCCGUGCUUUCAUCACGAGCCGCUGCUCUGAAGAGACAGAAAAGUUGACUCGGAGAACACAAGCUGAUCUGGGCAGCUCAAAGUGUAAACUGACCCAAUAUGAGCAACUGCGGAACAUGCUGGAGGCCAAACGCCUCUCUUCUCAGCGAAGUGAACAGAAGGUGCAGCAGGUGUUGCGUGCUGCUCAGGUGAUGAAGGAGAAGAGUGUUCUGAGACAGCACAGACAGGUGUGGAUCCAAGAGCAUUACAGACUCAACACAGCCAGAUAUAAAGCUGAGGAAGACUUUCAAAGUUUUCUUUGUGAAGUUGGGUUUGAACACGGAGCAGACACAUGUGUCCCAUCUGAGCUGCUGGAAGACGAGUUGAAUUUAGAACAGGAGCGUGAGGCGUUUCGAUUGGCUACUGUGGAACCUGUUCAUCAGCUGAGAGACGAUCUACAAUACAGACUGACAUCACACUGCACAACAGCCAAUCAUAGCAGUGAGCUGCAGGAUGUCCUACAACAGGUUGUGUCUGUGAGACAGCAGCAGGAGGAGGUGAUGCUCAGACUGCAGUGUGAAUGUGUCGCUCUACAGCAGCAGAUCUCCGAUACUCAACUCAAGGAGCGGCUGCUUUCUGCUGUGAUGGGAGAUCCUGUAUCAGAUCUGGAGAAGAUUCCAAAAGAGAUCAUCACAGCAGACUGUCCGUAUCCUGACCUCAGAUCAGAUCUGAUCAACAGCUUCAUCUCGCUCACUGACAAAUAUAAACACAGACUUCAGACAGUGCAGGACAGACUACAGGGCAUGGACAGGAAUUGUGGCUGGAAUGAGGCAGAUCAUGAGUUUUUCAAGCACAUAGUGAGUCAGUAUUCUCCAGCCCUUAGGAACCAGCACGCGCUCUGCACAAACAUGCUCCAGAGAGCGCUGCCACAUAUAAGCCCUCAGGAACUGGGUGCACAUGAGCGCUGCAGUAACUGGUAUCAUUUCAGCGUGGCUCAGAGGCAUCUUAUACUGCAGGGCUGGCAGCGGGACCGUUCUGAGCUACUCCUGAGGGCCUUGAGUGUGCUGGACGAGUCAAGAAUCAAUCAUCUAAAGCAGAAGGAGCUUCAGAACCAGCGCUCACACCAGCACAGCAUCUGCCUGCAGCUUAGAGAGAAGCUGCAGAAGUGGCGCGCUCAGCAGGAUGAGGCUGUGGAGUUGGAGGCUGCUCUCACUGCACGCCUCUACAAAGAAGAAGAAGAUAGACUGAAGAAACAACAGCACAUAGAGAAGAGUAGAAGAGCUCGACUGACACAACAGGUGAAUAAGUUUCAUGAAGAGCAGCAGAGGAGAAGAGAGGAGCAGAGAAUGAGAGACAUGGAGAGACUUGCUGAACUGAGGAAAGAGAUGGAAGAACAGAUGAAGAGAGAUAAAGAGAAGGUGAAGUUCAGAGAAGAACUGUUACAGCAGAAAAUACAGCAGCGAGAGGCUAAAGAAAAGCAAAAAAAGAAGGAGGAGGAUGAGAGAGAGGAGAGACUACAGGCCUUACGCAACCAGGUCUGUAAAGUAGCUGAGGCUGACCCAGAGAGGAUGAUGGGAGAAACAGCAGCGUGGAGAGUACGACAACACUCUGAUGAAGUGUUUCCACUGCAAAGACCACUGUACCAGCUAAACACAUACACUGAUACACAGAUUGCGUCUGAUCCGAGAUUGCGAGUUGAACAGGCUCUCAGAAGUGCAGGUCUGCACAACACUGUCUACGCCAGACACGUCCUGUCUGAGAUCCAACCUCUAAAACCACCCAGACGAGACAUGGAGUCCACCGUCUUCAGAUCCUAACCACAUCACUUUAUUAAAUAUUCAUGAUCAUUUAUUAUACAUAAUCAUAGUUAUAUAAGCAUGUUCAGAGACAGUGAGGAAAGCACUCUAUCCACAUUCAUUUGCACAAAUCGUUUUGACACUAUGUAAUUUGAAUCCAACAGGAAUUGUGUAAAAAUAUUGAAUUAAAGGAGUCAUAUCAUUCUAAAGUUUUUUCUCCCUAAGGCUUAUAAUGUUAGUCAUUUUUGCUGCAAAACAUAAUAUAAUUUUUCAUGACCAUUAUCCACCUUUUCUCUGACUGAAUUUUUGGCUGCU